GCGCAUGCGUAGUGCCGGAGAAGAGAGAUCGUGCUUCCGUUAGCGUCCAGAGCUAGCGGGCAGGUCUGUUGGGGAACAAACUGUGGGGGAGGCGACCUACGCAGUGUGGACAGACAACCAGAUAUCGGCGACUCCAGAUAUCCCAGAUAAUCCUUGAGCUAACCAUUAUCCCUCCAUGCUGGCCAAGAACGGGAGAUAACGUUAAUAGCUUCUCACUGCCGCCUCAAUUAGCUACUAUCCAAGACAGAGCGGGGAGACGGCGUUUUGGUCAAUAUCAGAUUUUCUUGUUAAAACCAAGAGUUACUGCAACCCUGAACUAAUCAAAGAAUGAGGUUGCCGACUAGCAGACAUUGUGCGAUUGAAGGAGAUGGAAAGAAAAUGGAUCAACGUCCCCCGAUCAGAAACCCUUUUGUGCACGUCUUGAAAUUUACACCAAUGGAAAAGGCAAAGAUUGCAAUAAUGACAGUCACUCUAUUCCCUAUUCGUCUACUCAUCGCUGCAUUCAUGAUGCUGCUGGCGUGGCCGUUUGCCUUUGUCGCCUCAGUGGGGCGCUCCGAGACCACCGUCGAACCCCAGUGCCUCUGGAGAAGGGUGGUGGACAUCAUUUUAAGAUUCAUCAUGCGGGCAAUGUGGUUUGCGGGGGGUUUUCAUUGGAUGACGGUGAAAGGGCAAAGAGCACUGCCUGCAGAAGCACCAAUCCUCACCCUGGCUCCCCACUCAUCUUACUUUGAUGCCAUCCCAGUUACAAUGACAAUGUCCUCAAUUGUCAUGAAAGCUGAGAGCAAGGACAUACCUCUCUGGGGCACUUUGAUAAAGUACAUCAGGCCUGUAUUUGUAUCACGAUCAGACCAGAACUCGAGAAAGAAGACUGUGGAAGAGAUCAAACGGAGAGCCCAUUCUGGAGGAGAAUGGCCUCAGAUUAUGAUUUUUCCAGAAGGAACUUGCACCAACAGAUCCUGCCUCAUCACCUUUAAGCCAGGGGCCUUUAUCCCUGCUGUCCCAGUGCAGCCUGUGGUGAUUCGGUAUCCUAAUAAACUGGACUCAAUCACAUGGACCUGGCAAGGACCAGGAGCAUUUGAAAUCUUAUGGCUGACACUCUGCCAGUUACACAACGAGUUUGUGGUAGAGUUUCUUCCUAUUUACACCCCUUCUGAGGAGGAGAAGAAGAAUCCUGCUCUUUUUGCUAUCAAUGUGAGACAAGUUAUGGCAAAAGCCUUGGGAGUGCCCAUCACAGACUACUCAUUUGAAGACUGCCAGCUGGCGAUGGCGGAUGGCCAGCUGAGGCUGCCAGUCGACACCUGUCUGCUGGAGUUUGCCAGGCUUGUCAGGAGGCUGGGAGUGAAACCGCAGACCUCUGAGAAGGUUUUGCAGGACUAUGGGAACCGAGCCAGGAAGCUAGAGAGACAGAAACUUGGCUUGGAAGACUUCGCUCACUUCCUCGAUGUGCCGGUUUCAGACGUGCUGCGUGACAUGUUUGCUCUGUUUGAUGAGCAUGAAGAUAACAACAUGGAUGUUAGAGAGUUCGUGAUAGCCUUAUCUGUAGUUGUCAGACCUGCCAAAACUCUGGAAACGAUGGAACUGGCCUUCAAGAUGUUUGAGGCAGAGGAGGACGGUGCCAUCACAGAACGAGAGCUGGCGGUUAUACUGAAGACUGCUCUAGGGGUGGCUCUCCUCAACGUUUCAUAUCUGUUCUCCGCCAUCGAUGCCGACGACACUGGGAAGAUUACUUUUGAUAAGUUCAGAGCUUUUGUGGAGGAGAACCCAGACUUCGCAGAGGAGUAUCUUUUCACAGAAAAUGCAGGCCUUCAGAGCGGACCCUGCCACGGUCAGCAGAAGCAGCCCAGCUCACCCAGCCUGAACCUGCAAAGCACUGCCACCAGCAAAACCGCCAAUGGUAUCUGCCCCGACUUCAGCCCGAGAGACCACGAUGGCACAACAGAUGCACUCUCCAAGAAACACAACUAAGGUUUACAAAUGCUGAAGGGAGAAAAACAUCCAGCUCCUCUCCUGGUGAGAGGAGUCAGAGUUGAUGAGCAGUGGUUGGUCAGCCGUUAGUUUCAUUAACCACAACUACAAAAGUGAAGUUUGCCCCCUUCUUAUUUGUGUCGUGUCCACAAAACGAAUGAUUGUUUUCAGGCUUUAUCAGUUUGUUACGAGUUUAGAUUUUUUAAUAGGAAGAAUUGUCCUAAUGCCAAAUAAUGGCUCUUGUUUUUGGAUACAAUGCUUGAAUACUUGAAGGGCAAGCACUUAAUAGGAUUUCUGGGGCAUAAAUGCUUUUUUUUUUUUACAUUGUGCAUGUUUUUAAACUCAAAGGAACUGAGACAAAAAGUUAGCCCUAGAAUUUUGACAUGAACACAUAAUUUCAGUGUUUAUGGUUUAUUUUAUUGUUAUUUGUUAUCCAUUAGCCUACUUUAAUGGUUGCUGCCAUUUGGAUUGGAAGUGCAGAGUGACCAUGCUCAUCCUACGUUUAUUUAUGUUAGGAAGGAAGGCCAGAGGGAACCGGUGACGACCGCUGGACGGCUUGAAGCGCAUAGCUUUGGUAGCCACGUUUGAGGUUCCCUCUGACUAUUGUAUGUUGAUGAUCAUAGCUCCUCCUGUGAGUGUGUUUGUGUGUGUGCCUGCGCGCGUGCAUGUGUGAUAUUGGAUUUAGCUCAGGGUUAAGUAACAAAGUAACUGCUAUGAUGUCAUCCUUUUUAACGCUCUAUGGAUUCACGUGCGUAUAAUCUUUUUUAUUUUUUUUUUGCACAGCAUCAGUCCUCUCCCCUGUCUUCAUUUCUCUCAUUAACAGUUAUUUUUUUCUUAUUCAUUUUGAUUCUUAUCACAAAACUUGGACCAAAAAUGCAUACGGUGAUUUCUCGUCAUGUUUGUGUCAAUGGUGUAUCACUUGAAAGGGAAUAUUUCAGAUUUGUCUGGUUGGUUGGGUACUUUCCUCUCAGCGUUACGUACAUAAAAGCAUUGAGUUCCAAAAAUUCCACCUACUGUGAAAAGUUUUUCUUGCCAUUCUUCUGAUCUGUACAAAAAUAAAACUGGCUGUUUUUCAUUACUUAAAGUAUCUCACUGGGCGCAAAAUUUGUAUGGUUUCUAAAAUGCCUCGAAACAUUUGCGAGAGGUCCCACAGGGCCUCGCUCUUGGAUUGCUGAAAUUUUGACAACGCUCAAAAAUGUCAGACAAAAUUAUUAAAUUGAGUCGUCCUGAGAAAUUUUAAGAGGGGUUGGUAACUUUUGAAGAGAAUCUGGGUGUAAAUUACACACAAGCGGAGAUAAUUUAUGACUAAAUGUUGAGAGAUGUUGCAGUUCACGCAGAUGUUACCAAUUCGGCAUGAUCAGAAUAAAAUAAAUUCUACCACUUUUCACAUUUUUCAUAUCAAUACUAUAAGAUUUCAAAAGCAAACAUCCACCUCUGUCUGGGUUCUUUAUCUCACAACAUGCAUUCAUUUAAUCAUAAGCUUCAAACUGUGGAUUGUUUAGAAUUGAGGCUAACAUCUAGCCUGCAGUGAUCAGGUAAAGGUGGGAUGCCUUUACAGUCUAAAAUACAUUGAAAUGCGUUACCUUAAGUCAGACAGCCAAAUAAAACGCCGGUCUGUCGGGUCUUUUGUCUAAGUUAUAAGAUUAAAGUCCCACCUUUAACCCUAAUGAUCAACUGGCUGAAACACAAUGGCACACGUUGUGUUGCUGCUGUCAGACAUUACAGUGCUUUGCGUCAUGCUCUUUACUGUCUAAUCAAAGGGAAUGCCUCUCAUGGGUGGAUGAAACGAGACACUUAGCCAUCUGACUCCUUCAACAACAUUGAAUGUUUUCCUCUCAUUUGUCCUCGUUUUGACUUUCAGUGAAGCAAUAUUUCAUCUUUCAAGCCUUCUCAAGAUGAAUGCUUUUAAAAAGAAACCUAAAGUUCUGAUAUGUAUUUUGAAUAUUCCAGAUGCAGGACAUUUUGUGAAUUUUUGAUAUACGUAUAUGACUGAUUUUUAUUUUCACUGCCAUAACAAAGAUCUGUGAUCUUCUCUGCUCUGCAGAUUGUACCGAUAGUGACAAUGAAGCCACAUUUAUUUCCUCUCUUUUUGUAAAACACUCCGGUUGUUUAGUGCUGUGCUCCUCUACGCAGUGUAAGGUUUGCUGUGUUAUUAAUAUUAUUGCUAAGUUUGACUGCUUAGAAACAAAAAUGCAGAUUUCAUAUGGAAACCAAUAGCCUUGAAAGCCUCUAUGGAAUUUUUACGCUUACAAAACAAAAUCCACAAAAAACAGAAUGUACAGACAAUCUGUCACCAUCAGACGCUCGAAUGCUCUGGUCUCACGGUUUUCCUAAGAAACGACCAUUUUCAGAUGUCUGCUGUUAAAGGCGUGCAGGUGGAACACAAGUGCGAGUGUGUGGAGUGAAUCGGGCCCUGAGGUGAAGUACCGCCACAUGACGGGCUCCCCUACACACACACACACACACACACACACACACACACACACACACACACACACACACACACACACAUGAUUUAUGACAAUCAAAGUAUUGUCCUCUUGUUGCUUUAUUCCCACUCAACUUGUAUCUGUGCUUGCACUUUAGAAUGUUUUAUUUUUUUUAAAAAGCUGUGACACUGCUCUCUGUAGCAUGUUGAGUUUGUAGGUGAAAGUAUUGUAACGCUCACUUUUUAACAGGUUUGGUGUUGAUACUUGCUUCUACAAUGGGAGCCCCGGGGUAAUUGAGGAUCACAUAAUGCGAGUCGCCCCUCGUAGACGUUAGCUGAACCUCGUCCUAUGCUGUCUCAGGUCUGUGUAAAUUGAGUAGCUUAAAAGUGAAUUUACAGACUUGGCAGAAAUGUAGAGUGGAAUGAUUUGAUCACGUUUGCACCAUGACUUAGAAAAGUAUUAUUAAUCCUCCUUUGUGAUUGUCAUGUUACAGCACAUUGCUAAUGAUACAGUUCACUAUGUAUGAAGGAAAUUAGUUUUGUGUGUACUGAUGGGAAAUGUAGUAAAUACAAUUAGAAACUAUUGAUACGUACCCGACCCAGGAUAAACCACCGAGCCUCAGUACUCCCUUUAAACACAGAAUCUCACUGCAUCAGAACAUUUAAACUUUCCCAGUAUUUAAAUAACGACGUGUGUAUGUUGGGCUGCAUGAAUCAGAUUUUUUUUGUCACUUGCCCCUCUAGAGUUUAAUUUCUUUUUUUUUUUAAACAUGAUAACAACAUGAGAAAUUAUAAACCUGCAAGAAAGACUUGUAUUUAUGCUGUUGCGGCCUGCUUGUCCCCCUCUGUUUGUCCUACGGUGAGCCCAAGACGAAAGACUUGUGUACUCUCGACAGAGCGAUGUCGUCUUUCUGAUGGCUCAUUGUAUCUGAAACAACACCCUGAACUGUUUCUGCCUUUAGUUUUAUUUCCUGUCAGUUUUCUAUACUGAACAAGUUUUUAUGUUAUUGCAUUUUGAUGACGCGUCCUUCCAGCGAGCCGUUUAGAAGUGGUUCAAAAUGGCUGCUGUGUAACUUUUCUUGUGACUUUUGGAUGGAAAUAAAGAAGCGUCAACACCU
Nothobranchius furzeri (turquoise killifish) is the source of this 5511-nucleotide messenger RNA. Its product is annotated as lysophosphatidylcholine acyltransferase 1. Gene Ontology annotation, molecular function: lysophosphatidic acid acyltransferase activity; calcium ion binding; 1-acylglycerophosphocholine O-acyltransferase activity. Lineage: Eukaryota; Metazoa; Chordata; Actinopteri; Cyprinodontiformes; Nothobranchiidae. Gene Ontology annotation, cellular component: endoplasmic reticulum. The record is from RefSeq and is a predicted model, not a curated record.